This is a messenger RNA of Saitoella complicata NRRL Y-17804, 1254 nucleotides long. RefSeq names its product Nucleotidyltransferase. The record is from RefSeq and is a predicted model, not a curated record. Gene Ontology annotation, biological process: double-strand break repair via nonhomologous end joining. NCBI's taxonomy places the organism in Eukaryota, Fungi, Ascomycota, Saitoellomycetes, Saitoellales, Saitoellaceae. The transcript has 7 exons. Bases 88 to 1221 code for a protein of 377 amino acids. Gene Ontology annotation, molecular function: DNA-directed DNA polymerase activity; DNA binding. Gene Ontology annotation, cellular component: nucleus.
GCCCGAAAGCGGCGCAAUGUCGCUAUAGGGUUUGCGUCUGUUGGCGGAGAUCGUGCUCGAUGGGCCAGUAAUCGACCCGCGGCCGGAAUGAACUCCUUCGAUCAACUGGAUCCAGACUCACGCAACCAAAACAAGAAGAUCACGGAUUUUCUUGAAGAGCUUGCCGUGACAGAAAAGGUCCGUGGACACGCUUUCAAGGCGACUGCCUAUACCAAAGCAGCACAAACCAUCGCCCGAUAUCCCACCCCAUUGUUCAGCAGAGAAGAAGCUCUCAAGAUACCUGGUGUGGGCACGAGCAUCGCUGACAAGAUCGAGGAGAUCAUUCAAACGGGAACACUCGCGAGAUCGAAUUAUGAUGCGACUGAUCCCCUGUUCAAGGCAUUGAGGCUCUUUUCUCGCAUCAGUGGAUUUGGACCGGUUGCGGCGAAAAAAUUGAUCGACGAAGGCAUUAUGACGCUGGAACAACUGCAUGAACGCGAAGGUCUCACCAAACACCAAAAGAUUGGAUUGAAACACUUGGAUGAGUUCGAACAGCGUAUACCACGUGCCGAGAUGGAUGUUUGGGCGGCUAUCUAUAACGAUGUGUUAAAGCAAGCAGAUGAGAAAUUCGAGAUAGCCAUUGUCGGCAGUUAUCGCCGUGGAUUAAAGGACUCGGGAGAUGUCGACAUCAUGUUGACCCACCCAGACUUCAACCUGGGGAACCCCAUCCAACCCCCAGAACCCGAACCCGAACCAGUACCAGAUCCCGAGACUGAAAAACCUAAAGGCAGGCGGCGCAAACCGAAAAAAACCCCUACGAUGGAACACAUACUGAUGACGAGAGCAUUGGACGCACUGAGAGAAGCUGGCAUCCUCACGGAUGAUCUUGGCGUUGGAGACACGAAAUAUAUGGGUGUUUGCCGCUUACCCGAAGGGAAAGGAGACGCGAACUGGCCGAGAUUACACAGACGAAUCGAUAUCCGGCUCUUUCCAAAGGAUUGCUUUGCGUUUGGUCAACUUCAUUUCACGGGCAAUGAUGUUUUCAAUAAACAUUGUCGAUGGCGAGCGAUUCAGCGUGGGUAUAGGUUGUCAGAAUACGCAAUGAAGCGGCUAGGCGCGGACGGGAACCCGACCGAUGAGCGUGUUGUGAUGUACACAGAGGAGGAGAUCCUCAAUUUCCUGGAUUUGGAUCAUAUCCCACCUGAGAUGCGCAACGUCUCACCCGACAUGUGCAAGGCCUGAUGUUCCGGAAGGGCCGUACGACGACCGCGGGUA